Nicotiana attenuata is the source of this 2034-nucleotide messenger RNA. RefSeq names its product probable 5-epi-aristolochene synthase 4. The record is from RefSeq and is a predicted model, not a curated record. Bases 91 to 1737 code for a protein of 548 amino acids. Gene Ontology annotation, molecular function: magnesium ion binding; terpene synthase activity. Gene Ontology annotation, biological process: diterpenoid biosynthetic process. Lineage: Eukaryota; Viridiplantae; Streptophyta; Magnoliopsida; Solanales; Solanaceae. The transcript has 7 exons.
CAAUUUAGAUCAUCAGCGCCUUUCAACAAUUCAGAGUUCCUUUCCUUGUUCCUUAAUAGAACAAACAAAUACUCUUACCUUAUAUUAGCAAUGGCCUCAGCAGCAGUUGGCAACUACGAAGAAGAAAUCGUUCGUCCCGUCGCCGACUUCUCCCCUAGUCUCUGGGGUGAUCACUUCCUUUCAUUCUCCAUUGACAAUCAGGUUGCGCAAAAGUAUGCUCAAGAGAUUGAACCAUUGAAGGAACAGACAAGAAGUAUGUUGUUAGCAACCGGAAGAAAAUUGGUUGACACAUUGAAUUUGAUAGACACCAUUGAACGCCUUGGCAUAUCUUAUCACUUUGAGAAAGAAAUUGAUGAGAUUUUGGAUCAAAUUUACAACCAAAACUCAAACAGCAAUGAUUUGUUCACUUCUGCACUUCUUUUUCGGUUGCUCAGGCAACAUGGUUUCAACAUCUCUCCUGAAAUUUUCAGCAAAUUCCAAGACGAAAAUGGCAAAUUCAAGGAAUCACUUGCUAGUGAUGUGGUAGGAUUAUUGAACUUGUAUGAAGCUUCACAUGUAAGGACUCAUGCUGACGAUAUCUUAGAAGCCGCACUUGCUUUCUCCACUAUCCAUCUUGAAUCUGCAGCUCCACAUUUGAAAUCUCCACUUAGGGAGCAAGUGGCACAUGCUCUUGAGCAAUGUUUGCACAAGGGCGUUCCUAGAGUUGAGACCCGAUUCUUCAUCUCAUCAAUAUAUGAGAAGGAACAAUCGAAAAAUAAUGUGUUACUUCGAUUUGCUAUUUUGGAUUUCAACUUGCUCCAGAUGUUGCACAAACAAGAACUUGCUGAAGUAUCAAGGUGGUGGAAAGAUUUGGAUUUCGUAACAACACUUCCAUAUGCUAGAGAUCGAGUAGUUGAAUGCUACUUUUGGGCAUUAGGAGUUUAUUUUGAGCCUCAAUACUCUCAAGCUCGUGUCAUGCUCGUUAAGACCAUAUCAAUGAUUUCGAUUGUCGAUGACACCUUUGAUGCUUAUGGUACAGUUAAAGAACUUGAGACAUACACAGAUGCCAUACAAAGAUGGGAUAUCAAUGAAAUUGAUCGGCUUCCUGAUUACAUGAAAAUCAGUUAUAAAGCUAUUCUUGAUCUUUACAAGGAUUAUGAAAAGGAAUUGUCUAGUGCUGGAAGAUCUCAUAUUGUGUGUCAUGCAAUAGAAAGAAUGAAAGAAGUAGUUAGAAACUAUAAUGUCGAGUCAACAUGGUUUAUUGAAGGAUAUAUGCCACCUGUUUCUGAAUACCUAAGCAAUGCAUUGGCUACUACUACAUAUUACUACCUUGCGACAACAUCAUAUUUGGGUAUGAAGUCUGCGACAGAGCAGGAUUUUGAGUGGUUGUCAAAGAACCCUAAAAUUCUUGAAGCUAGUGUGAUUAUAUGCCGAGUUAUUGAUGAUACAGCAACGUACGAGGUUGAGAAAAGCAGAGGACAAAUUGCAACAGGGAUUGAGUGUUGCAUGAGAGAUUAUGGUGUAUCAACAAAAGAGGCAAUGGAUAAAUUCCAACAAAUGGCUGAGACAGCAUGGAAGGAUCUUAAUGAAGGACUUCUUAGGCCAACUCCAGUAUCUGCAGAGCUUUUAACUCCUAUUCUCAAUCUUGCUCGUAUUGUUGAGGUUACAUAUAUACACAAUCUAGAUGGAUAUACUCAUCCGGAGAAAGUCUUAAAACCUCACAUUAUUGGCCUACUUGUGGACUCCAUCGAAAUUUGAGCUGCCAAUUGUUGCUCAUCUUAAGGAAACUACAUUCUUCUUUGUUGAGAAAGUAGUUAUAUAAGUUUAAUUUUUUCGUUUUAUUGUAUAAUUAAGUUGUUGGGGAGCUGCUUUUGCGGUUGUGCAGUGCACUUCCUAACUAGGACCUCCUUAAGAUCCUUGUAAGAAAUAAUCUAAAUCCUUUUAUGUAACAAUAAGUUAAAGUUAUGAAGCUUGUUAUGGGAGUCUUACUUACCUUAUAAAUAGAGUCUCUUGUAACCUAUUUUUCUGUGUAUGAAGUAAUCUGAGCCUUUUCCA